Molecule: messenger RNA, 5088 nt
Organism: Galeopterus variegatus (Sunda flying lemur)
Lineage: Eukaryota; Metazoa; Chordata; Mammalia; Dermoptera; Cynocephalidae
Gene: CDCP1
Product: CUB domain containing protein 1
Exons: 9
Coding region: 1-2274 (757 amino acids)
Source: RefSeq, a predicted model, not a curated record
AUGGACUAUGUGCCAGCUCUCAAGUAUGGACAGAAAAGGCCAGCCAAUGGAGACAACAGACGGGGGCAGGCCCAUGUCAAGUACCCAGUUACAGUGGAGAGUCCCAGCUUCUCCUGUCCCAGAGAAGCUGCUGAGAUUGCUCUGCCCCAAGGAUGCGGCAUUAUAGUUCUCAUAAAGCUAGGGACAUCAGCUUCGCCAGUGAAACCCUGUUACAUUGUCAUUUCUAAAAGACAUAUAACCAUGUUGUCCAUCAAACCUGGAGAAAAAGUAGUCUUUACCUUUAGCUGUGAGAGUCCAGAGAAUCACUUUGUCAUAGAGAUCCAGAAGAAUAUUGACUGCAUGUCAGGCCCGUGUCCUUUUGGGGAGGUCCAGCUUCAGCCCUCGACGUCGGUGUUGCCCACCCUGAACAGAACUUACAUCUGGGAUGUCAAAGCUCGUAAGAGCAUCGGUCUAGAGCUGCAGUUCUCCAUUCCUCGCCUGAGGCAGAUCGGGCCGGGCGAGAGCUGCCCAGAUGGAGUCACUCACUCCAUCAGCGGUCGCAUCGAUGCCACCGUGGUCAGGAUCGGCACCUUCUGCAGCAAUGGCACUGUGUCCCGGAUCAAGGUGCAAGAGGGAGUGAAAAUGGCCUUACACCUACCGUGGUUCCACUCCAGAAACGUCUCUGGCUUCAGCAUUGCAAACCACUCUUCUAUAAAACGACUGUGCAUCAUCGAAUCUGUGUUUGAGGGUGAGGGCUCUGCAACCCUGAUGUCUGCCAACUACCCAGAAGGCUUCCCUGAGGAUGAGCUCAUGACCUGGCAGUUUGUUGUCCCUGCACACCUGCGUGCGAGCGUCUCCUUCCUCAACUUCAAUGUCUCCAACUGCGAGAAGAAGGAGGAGCGGGUUGAGUACUACAUCCCAGGCUCCACCACCAACCCCGAGGUGUUCAGGCUGGAGGAUAAGCAGCCCGGGAACAUGGCCGGGAACUUCAACCUCUCCCUGCAGGGCUGUGACCAAGAUGCCCAAAAUCCAGGAAUUCUCCGGCUGCAGUUUCAAGUUUUGGUUCAACAUCCACAAAAUGAAAGCAAUAAAACGUACGUGGUUGACUUAAGUAACGAGCGAGCCAUGUCCCUCACCAUCGAGCCUCGGCCAGUCAAACAAACCCGCAAGUUUGUCCCCGGCUGCUUCGUGUGUCUAGAGUCUCGGACCUGCAGUACCAACCUCACCCUGACUCCUGGCUCCAAACACAAGAUCUCCUUCCUUUGUGAUGACCUGACACGCCUGUGGAUGAACGUGGAAAAGACCAUAAGUACGCCCCUUACAAGAAAACGCUCAUGUAGUCCCCACNCCUACACACUCUGGGUGCCCAGCAAUAUCCUCCAGCUGCCCGUGCAGCUGCAUGACUUCUCCUGGAAGCUGCUGGUGCCCAAGGACAGGCUCAGCCUGGCGCUGGUGCCGGCCCAGAAGCUGCAGCAGCACACACACGAGAGGGGCUGCAGCACCAGCUUCAGCUACCUGGUGGCCAGCGCUGUCCCCGGCCAGGACCUGUACUUCGGCUCCUUCUGCCCUGGAGGGUCUAUAGAGCAGAUCCAGGUGAAGCAGAACAUCUCAGUGACCCUUCGCACCUUUACCCCCACCUUCCAAAAAGAGAUCUCCCAGCAGGGCCUGAAUGUGUCCUAUAUACCGUACUUCAAAGAGGAAGGCAUUUUCACAGUGACCCCAGACACAAAAAGCAAGGUCUACCUGAGGACUCCUAACUGGGACCGGGGCCUGCCAUCCCUCACCUCAGUGUCCUGGAACAUUAGCGUACCCAGCGACCAGGUGGCCUGCCUGACCUUUGUCAAGGAGCGGACUUUGCUCAUCAGAAAAAAGAAGAUUAACAAGGGCCCUGCCGUGGGUAUCUACAAUGGCAACAUCAAUACGCAGUUGCCGAAGCAGCUAAAAAAGUUUCAAAAAGGACGAAAGGAUAAUGACUCCCACGUGUACGCAGUCAUCGAUGACACCAUGGUGUACGGGCAUCUACUACAGGGCUCUAAUGGUUCCUUCCUCCAGCCUGAGGUGGACACCUACCGGCCCUUCCAGGGCCCCAUGGGGGACUGCCCUCCCUCCCCACCCCACAUAUGCUCCAGGGCGCCGACUGCAAAGCUGACCACAGAUGAGUCACCCCCUUGCUUCCCUCCUGAAUCUGAGAACGAACCAUACACAUUCUCCCACCCCAGCAAUGGGGAUGUGCACAGUGGGAACACAGACAUUCCCCUGCUGGAUACCCAGGAGCCAGUGGAGCCAGCAGAAUAACUUGCACCCAUCCCAAAGACUUUGCUGAGGUGCAUAAGUCAGGGCACUAAGAUACCCUUUAGUGUUCCUCCCAGAAAUCCUAAAGAAGAGGAAUUAUAUGGAAGGAACAGCAGAAGGUUUUCCUGGACACCACCAACUUCAGAUUUCUCAGUGGACUCAUUCCAACGAUGAGACGUUGAACAUGAUGAAUUCUGACCUGGAUACAGUCUACGCAGUUCAUGUCCUUCUAAACCCAGGUUGUUUUGUAAAUCAGCUGCAACAAGUGGAGAGAGGCGUGAGUCACCCAGCACAGGGUUGCAGUGAGCCCUGGAUUCGGAGUGAUAAACAGAAGCUCGCCCUCUUUGGAGCAACAAUUCUGAUUCCUAGGAGCAGACCUGAGGUCCCUGCUCUCAUUGGGGUCCCUGGAUGAAAAUGACAGUGUGCCUUUUUAUUAUUAUUAUUUAUUUGGUGUAUUUAAGAGGUGAGAUGUGUAAUCACACAGCUCUUUUCACCUGACUUAGUAACAACUCAUGCUAAAUGGUUUGGAUGGCUGGAUUUUGACUUCUGCUGACCACUAGAUAAACUGGGAGGUGGGAAUAACUUGCAAUCUGUACAGCCAGAAAAGGGUGUGUGUGUUUGAGCAGCGUUGACACAGAUCUGCUUUGAUAAGAGACUUCCUGGCUCUCUCAGUCUGCAUGUGGUUAUCCCACUGCAGAAAUUCGAGUCUCAUUGUCCUUUAGUCCCAGAAAUAAGAGAAAUUUCCUCGAGUUACUAUGUGUGGCUCUCCCACCUGCAGCAAUUCUUUGACAUUUAGACAGAAAUUUAUAGAAUAUAUUCAUCUUCUAAAAAAGUUUAAGUACUCAUAUAUACCAGAGAGUGGCCACCUGUAUUCAUUUCCUAUUGCUGCUGUCACACAUUACUUGGUGGCUUAAAAACAACACAAAUUUGUUACCUUACAGUUCUGGAGAUCAGAAUUCCAAAGUGGGUUUCACAGAGCUAGAAUCAAGAUGUCAGCAGAGUUGUGCUCCUUCUGAAGGCUCUAGGGAGGAUCACUUCCUUGCCUUUUCCAGCUUCUAGAGGCUGCCCACUUUCCUCGACUCCCAUGGCUGUUCAAGUCUUUUUCAUGGGGCAUCAAUAUGACACUGACUCUCCUGCUUCCCUCUCUCUCUUAUAAAGCCCACCCAGAAAGUGCAGGAUAAUCUCCCCAUUUCAAGACCCUUAACUUAAUCACAUUGGAAAAGUCCCUAUUACCAUGUAAGGCACCAUAUCCACAGGUGGGGAUUAGGACGUGGACAUCUUCGGGGUAACAUUAUUCUGCCUACCACACCUUCCUGCUACUGACUCCCACGGGACCAAUAAAAUGACCCAGCCCACGGAGGUGUUUUGUUUAGCUUGCAGAGUCUUUUUAAAGAAUUAGUUACUAAUAUUUAAAAUUACAAAAAUUUUACAUAAAAGUCUAAAUCAGAAGAUCUGGCCAUGAUGGGGCUCACAUUCUCACUGAGCAACGACUGGCUGGAGCUGAGUAGCAGCUCUGCCUUAGAUGGGGCAUCUAGGUCACCUGUUCACCACAGUCCCCACCACUCCCUGUUGCCUCCCACCGUGAGGCUGUUUGUUGCUAUUGACCAAUGCCCCUGCACAGUUGCCUUUCUUGUAAGGGAAAGGAAAGAUUGGGACUCAGGUCUCUUAUCAAGAGAGAAGGUAGUAUACUAAUUACCAGCCCAGCUCCAGUGGGUGUUUGCCUCUGUGACCCCAAUCUAAUCUGGGAGGAGAGGGAUUGAUUGUUACAGCUUGUCAGCAGAGUCCGAAGUUCAAUAUUACUAUGGCAAAAACCUCCUUUGAAAAAUAAAUGCUCUUCAUUGUGUUCAGUGAAUUCACCUUGGAUCCGCACCACCUCUGCUUAUUCACGUGGCCUCAAUGGAAAGGUUUAGUCUCCUAAAUGGUGUGUGUCCCAAGGUCUCUUGAACGCAUUCCAGAAGGAAGAGGAUUUUUUUUUUUUUUUUAAUGCCCUCGGUGCUGCCAGUGGCACCUUCCCUUUCUGAAAGGCUGGCUCCUGCCCGGUUGCCCUUGGCUCUUGACCGAGGUGCUGACAAACCCCCUCCGUGAAGGGCCGGCAGAGGGCCACGGCCUCCCGCCCUCGGCUGAAGGAAGCUUGCCUGCAGUGCGCGUGCCGAGCCUGGCCCUCCAUUCUCUACCUUCCCCAGCCCCCUGCUCUUCUGGUUCCUCUCAGUACGCCGAGCUCCCCACGGGGUGACAGGCCAUCUUUGGGCUAGCAGGCUGCCACAUGUGUCACCGGCACUAGCAAGGGCCCCAUGAGGCCAUUUUCUUUUAACUGAGGGCUCAGAACUCUGGGCCAAGUUGCUGGCUUCCUGAGACCUCAGAUGGAUUUAAUGUUUUCUGAAGCUGUGCCUCAGUGAAGGGGCCCAGCCUGAGUAAACCUGGUGAUUUUCUUUUAAGCCCAGGCCCUACUUAGGUGAAACAUUUUGGAGUCCCUGGCAACCGGGCAAACGCCAUUUGUUGAUGCCUACUGUGUGCAGCACAGUGCCCUUCCACCCCAGGCAUGCCAAUGCCCAGCUACCUUCGCUAGUGCCACCUGCUGUGCCUGCGUGGAGGGCCACUCACGAAUGCCACGGCCCUGCCACAGAGGGGAAGGGUCUCAAGGAAGAGUCAGGAGAGACAAGCGUAGGCCCAUCAGACAAAGCCUUGGUAAAGGUUAGAGGACUGGUUUGUGUGAAUCUGCAGAGCUUAGCUGGAAAUUAUUUAUUCAUUGUAGAUACUUUUUAGGUAGCAUUUGUUCAUUUCCUAUACUUUUUUAAAUAAACAAAUAUACAAAAAAAU